This is a messenger RNA of Caenorhabditis briggsae, 2025 nucleotides long. Gene Ontology annotation, cellular component: cytoophidium; cytoplasm. Gene Ontology annotation, molecular function: CTP synthase activity; identical protein binding. The record is from RefSeq and is a predicted model, not a curated record. Bases 1 to 2025 code for a protein of 674 amino acids. The transcript is spliced from 6 exons. NCBI's taxonomy places the organism in Eukaryota, Metazoa, Nematoda, Chromadorea, Rhabditida, Rhabditidae. Gene Ontology annotation, biological process: pyrimidine nucleobase biosynthetic process; CTP biosynthetic process.
AUGCCGGCCGAAAAGCGUGUCAAGUAUAUUCUGGUGACCGGAGGUGUCAUCUCGGGUGUCGGCAAGGGAAUCAUCUCGUCGAGUUUGGGUGUUUUGCUCAAAAAUAAUGGUUACAAGGUCUCCGCCAUCAAAAUCGACCCGUACCUCAACAUCGAUGCGGGAACCUUCUCCCCAUACGAACACGGAGAAGUCUUCGUCCUUGAUGAUGGAGGAGAGGUUGAUUUGGAUCUGGGAAACUACGAACGCUUCUUGGACAUCCGCCUGACAAGAGAUAACAAUAUCACCACUGGAAAAAUGUUCAAACAUGUGAUGGAGAGAGAAAGAAGAGGAGAUUACUGUGGAAAGACAGUUCAAAUGAUUCCCCAUCUCACUGAUGCUAUUGUGGAUUGGGUUGAACGUGUCGCCCAGAUCCCUGUAGAUGGAACUAACGAGCAACCGGAUGUGUGUAUCAUUGAAUUGGGAGGAACUAUUGGGGAUAUCGAAGGAAUGACUUAUCUCUCAGCCUUCGAAAGAUUCCAACGUCCAACUCUUAAGAAUCACCUCAUGAAUGUCCAUGUUUCCUUGAUACUCCAUCCAAACGCCACCGGAGAACCCAAAACGAAGCCAAUGCAGAACUCAGUUCGCCAUUUGAGAGCCGCUGGUCUUGUUCCGGAUCUCCUCAUUUGCCGAUCAACAGAACAACUGGAUCCACACCUUCGGGAGAAGAUUGCUCGAUUCGGAAUGAUGGAUUUGGAACAAGUUGUUGGUGUACACGAUGUUUCGAAUAUAUACAAGGUCCCACUGCUUCUACAGCAACAGGGAGUUUUGGAGGCGAUUAAGCAUCGUUUGAAAAGAGUUGAAAUUCACCAUGAAACACUGGACCAACCUUUCAGAGCUGUAAGAAAGUUACCUUAUCAAAUCUCUUUAUCUGUAUCUUUCAGAUGUGACACAUUCCAACAAGUUGUGAAUAUUGCUCUGGUCGGAAAGUACGUCAAAAUAGCAGAUGCCUACGCUUCGGUCAACAAGGCUCUCUCGCAUGCAGCUAUACACGCCAAGAGAAAGCUCAAGAUCAUCUACGUGGAUUCAGAAUUGUUGGAGAAGGCCGGAGAGCAAUCGGAAGCAGCUUGGAAUCAGGUCAAGGCUGCUGACGGAGUAAUCGUACCAGGAGGUUUCGAUCGUCGUGGUGUCGAAGGAAUGAUCAAGUGUGCCGAGUACUGCCGUAAGAACAAUGUUCCAUAUCUCGGAGUCUGCCUUGGCAUGCAAGUUGCCGCUGUUGAAUUCGCCAGAAACGUUUUGGGAAUCCAGGGAGCUAAUUCUACGGAAUUCAAUGCGGAUCUUCAUGAAGAUCAACAGAUCGUCAUCGAUAUGCCAGAGCAUAAUGUUGAAGAGAAAGGAUUGGGAGGCACGAUGCGUCUCGGAAGACGUUCAACUGUCUUCCUCACUGAUGACUGCACACUUCACCGUCUCUAUGGAGCGCACACCGUCGAAGAACGUCAUCGUCAUCGUUACGAAGUGAAUCCACGUGUCGUCCCUCAGAUGGCUCGUAAAGGAUUCUUGUUCGUCGGAAUGGGUGUCGACGAGCAGAAUACGGACAUUUGGGAUGUGAAAAAGAGAACGGAUAGCUCGGCGGAGCUGAUGCAAAUGGCCGAUAAGGCUGAAAUUGAUUUGCUUCACAAAAUUGACGAUUUGUGUCACAGAGGAGGAGACGGUGUGACUCGUCCAGCCGUCAGAAUGGAAAUGUUCGAGAUGAAGGACCACCCAUACUUUGUCGGUGCUCAAUUCCAUCCCGAAUACCUCUCUCAUCCACUCACACCAUCUCCACCAUUCUUCGGUCUCCUUCUGGCCGCCACUGGUCAACUCUCUUCGUAUUUCUCUGGGUCCAGAAGUCCAGCUCUUCAAGUUGUCGAAGAAGAAGGAAGCUCCUCUGAUAGCCUUCUGAAAUCCACGUCUUCUAAUGGAUCCGACCAAAUUGGAGAGAUUCUGGACAAGCUGAAACUCGAAGGAAACGCUCGGCCAGGCACCCAGAGAUUGGCCACUUUCCAUUGA